Messenger RNA from Sphenostylis stenocarpa, 1494 nucleotides. The record is from the annotation of a GenBank genome assembly. NCBI's taxonomy places the organism in Eukaryota, Viridiplantae, Streptophyta, Magnoliopsida, Fabales, Fabaceae.
AUGCUGAAGCAAUUCCUCAGCAGACUUCCACGCAAGACACCGAAACCCGACUCGGACGAGUCAUGCCGAGCCGACUCGUCCCGCUCAGACGAUUCCCCUCGCGCUGCCAGCAGGCACAGUCGCACGCAAGGGGGUACGGCAGCCUCGAACGCCGCAAAACGGACAUCCUCGUCGGCGGUUUUUCCGGCGAGCACGGUGUCGGUAAUAGAACCUCUGGUGCCGUUUAAGGAUAUUCCGAGCUCGGAAAAGAUGAACCUUUUCGUCAGCAAGCUGAGCCUGUGUUGUGUGACGUUCGAUUUCACGGACCCUGGUAAGAACACGGUGGAGAAAGAGGUGAAGAGAAAAACACUUGUUGAACUCGUUGAUUUUGUUUCCUCUUGUGGGUCUACGAGGUUCUGUGAACCUGCUAUUCUCGCUGUGUGCAGAAUGUGUGCUCUUAAUCUCUUUCGCGUUUUCCCGCCAAAUUAUAGGUCCAAUCGUGGUGGUGAGAAUGAUGAUGACGAGCCAGCGUUUGAUCCCGCAUGGCCUCAUUUGCAGCUGGUGUAUGAGUUGCUGCUCAAGUUUAUCACCUCAAAUUCUCUUGAUGCCAAGGUGGCCAAGAAGUACAUUGAUCAUUCCUUUAUGUUAAGGUUGUUGGAGUUGUUUGAUUCGGAGGAUCCUAGGGAGAGGGACUGCUUGAAGACCAUUCUGCAUAGGGUUUAUGGCAAGUUCAUGGUGCAUAGGCCCUACAUAAGGAAAUCCAUUAACAACUUGUUUUUUAAGUUUGUGUUUGAGACUGAGAGGCACAACGGGAUUGCCGAGUUGUUGGAGAUUUUUGGGAGCAUAAUUAGCGGGUUCGCUUUGCCUUUGAAAGAGGAGCACAAGAUUUUCAUGUGGAGGGUUUUGAUCCCUUUGCACAAGGCCAAGUCUAUGGGGGUGUACUUUCAGCAGUUGUCUUACUGCGUUACUCAGUUCAUUGAGAAAGAGCCUAAGUUGGCGAGCAUUGUCAUCAGGGGGUUGUUAAAGUAUUGGCCGAUAACUAAUAGUCAGAAAGAGGUGAUGUUCCUGGGUGAACUGGAAGAAAUUUUGGAAACAAUUAACAUGGUAGAGUUCCAGAGAGUCAUGGUACCUUUAUUUUGGCGGAUAGGAUGCUGCAUUAACAGUAUGCAUUUUCAGGUAGCUGAAAGAGCCCUUUUCUUAUGGAACAACGACCAUAUUGUGAACUUGAUCGCUCACAACCGACAAGUGAUCUUGCCAAUCAUAUUUCCAGCCUUAGAGAAGAAUUCUCAGGGCCACUGGAGCCAAGCAGUGCUCAACCUAACUCAUAAUGUCAAGAAAAUGUUUGCAGAGAUGGAUGAGAAGUUGUACCUAGCUUGUCAUUCCCAGUAUAAGGAAGAAGAAACAAUACUGAACACGGCGGCUGAGAAGCGGAAGGAAGCAUGGAAACAACUAGAGCAUGCAGCCAGUCUCCAGCCUGUGAUUGGAAAUACAGCAGUUUUAGUAUCUCCAAUUUGA